Dentiscutata heterogama is the source of this 469-nucleotide messenger RNA. NCBI's taxonomy places the organism in Eukaryota, Fungi, Glomeromycota, Glomeromycetes, Diversisporales, Gigasporaceae. The record is from the annotation of a GenBank genome assembly.
AUGGUUAAGUGGAAAAGGGAAAGGGAUAAUAAAAUAGUUAAAGACUACAAGUAUGACUUUGUUGAUGUCAACGAGUUCGAAAAACAUGAUUGCCUUGCCAAAAUGCGAUAUUCAGUGGUCUUCUUUAUCGUUUUAAAAGCAAUACUGGUUUAUAUUGCCGAUUUAUAUUCUAUGACAGCAUUAUUACUUAACGACAGUUGGGCUACAGUUAAACCAGCAGUUUCUUUCUCAAUUACAAAAUGGAUUUUCGUCGGUUCAAUUCUUAUGUCUUUCCUAUUAUUGUUUCUGGAAAUGAGAAAAGCAUACGCCAUCGUAAAAUCAAGGGAUAUUUCUGUCUCAUUUACCAAUAAAAUUGCUUAUAGGUAUUAUACAUUAACCAGCUAUGCUCACUGGUGCUUUUUCCAGGAGAUUCAGGACAGAGAAAAAUUUUUAGAUAAAAUUGCUUUCUAUGUUUUCUUUGAAUUUAAAG